Lachancea meyersii CBS 8951 is the source of this 600-nucleotide messenger RNA. Lineage: Eukaryota; Fungi; Ascomycota; Saccharomycetes; Saccharomycetales; Saccharomycetaceae. The record is from the annotation of a GenBank genome assembly.
AUGUCAGCGCCAGACUCUUUUGCAGUGGUUGAAUAUGCUCUUCCUCCAUUUGAUGAAUGCCCCAAAACUUAUAUCUGUCAAUGUGAAAGCUGUCAAGUGUGCCAGAAAACGCGAGGCUAUGUCCCUUACCUUUUUUUCGCAGGAUUUAUAUUCCCUAUGUGCUGGAUUUUGGAGCUUACAAUUUUCGCAUACACUUGCUUCGUAGUGGAACACGAUAUCCAGCUACCGCCAAUCAUGGACGAUGAGCUUCCCACGUUAUUUGAAGUCAACAUGCCGCGCAAAUGCAUCUACAAAACCAAAAAUUCGCAAGAUAGGAAAAGCGAUGGUGCAGAAAAAUUAAAGAUGGAAAACCAGGAAGAUCUUUGGGCAAAUUCCGAGUCCAGUCCCAGGCCCGACACGGCCCGCUUGAACCAAAUAUUGGCCGAUGCCAAGCUCGAAUACUUGGAUAACGUCAAAAGUGAUGUGGUUUCUUGGCAUAUUAAAAUGUACAAGUUCCACCGAAGCUGGGCACUUAGAACUGCGAUAUCUUUACUGUGUUACAUUGUAUUGAUAUGCUUCACUGUUCUUACCCUUCGGUCUAGCAGAAGUGUUUCAAUGUAG